This is a messenger RNA of Gryllus bimaculatus (two-spotted cricket), 1547 nucleotides long. The record is from the annotation of a GenBank genome assembly. NCBI's taxonomy places the organism in Eukaryota, Metazoa, Arthropoda, Insecta, Orthoptera, Gryllidae.
CCAAAGCAAGCUGAAAAGCCCUAUACCUACGGUGGAAGAAACAAAUUCCCCUACACCAUGCACACGUUAUUCGAUUCCUGUUUCAAAUCUUUAAAUUGGGCUGCUUCGUUCACGAACGACACAUCUUCAGUCGAUCAGUUAUGUGCCUGUGAAUACUGAAUUGGGAUUUGCAGCUGUAAGAGGGGCUAUCUGACUUCAGUGACAGAUACCCGCUGUUACCACUGUCAUAGCCAUUCCUGAUCUGCUAAAGCUCGUGUUAACUGCUCUGUAUCAAAUUACGUAGCGACGAGUUCCUUCACUUGGACUGCGUGAAGAACGUAUUUCGUCGCUAUGGUGAGUUAGAAUUGCUGUUCUUAUAGCGAAGGAAGUUUGGUGGAUUAACUUUACUCAGUUACUUGAUUUUCUGUACUAGAUUCGGUUUAUUCUCAUACAAAAUAGAGCGGGGAAAACACGUCUCGCAAAGUGGUACAUGAACUUUGAUGAUGAUGAGAAGCAAAAGCUUAUUGAAGAAGUUCAUGCAGUUGUUACAGUAAGGGAUGCGAAGCAUACAAAUUUUGUUGAGUUUCGUAAUUUCAAGAUUGUGUAUAGAAGAUAUGCAGGCUUGUAUUUCUGUAUUUGUGUCGAUGUAAAUGAUAACAAUCUUUGCUACCUUGAAGCAAUUCACAACUUUGUUGAAGUUCUAAAUGAAUAUUUCCAUAAUGUUUGCGAGUUAGACCUAGUCUUCAAUUUCUACAAGGUAUACACUGUUGUGGAUGAAAUGUUUCUAGCUGGGGAAAUAAGAGAAACCAGUCAGACAAAAGUCUUGAAGCAACUGUUAAUGUUAAACUCGCUGGAGUAACAUUUAAACAAGUAAAAUUGUGUUCCAAAUACUCUUUUCCAUGUGUAUGAAUGUUUGUCAUGCAUGUAAAAAUAUGUAAACAAAAUACUAUAUUGUUUGUAUGUUCGAUAUAGAAUUGUAUUCUAUAUGAUAAAUAGAUAUGUAUUGAGAGUUGUUAAUUGAAUGUUUAUGUAUUAAAGGCCAUUGAAAAUUUGAAAUCAAAUGUUUCUGUUAUAAGUAAAUCAGACCUUUCAUUGUCGAGUUGUAUUUUAGCUGGAUGCUAUAACUUUUCUUUCAACAAAUGUCAGUUUUUUAAUUCAGGAAACUGUUUACUUUCCAAUAGUUUUGGAAUUUAAAAAUAUUCAAUGAUUAAUAUAGACUAGGUGACUUGUAACAUUCAUUUAAGGGCCUCUGCGCAUGAGAGUUGUUGAUGCACACCGUAGAAUAACCCUAUUUGAUGUGAAUUGGCACAUGAGGGCUUAGGCCGUUCUGCAUGAUAGUGUUAAGUUAUAAGAAAAGAAAUAUUAAUUUUACCAACAACAUUUAGUGUAUUUACCAUUUGGAUUAUAUAAUUCUAAAGAACUGUAAGAAGUAUUGUACUUAAGCUUUGGUCAAUGGCCCUCGUCUAGAUCAAGUUUCGUCAAGUUUCCCUGAUCUUGAGCAAAUGCUGAGAUGGCCCCUCGUUUUGCUUCUGGAUAUAAAUGUAAUGUCAAAAAAAACUUCUCCCUAU